GAGGAGGGACAGCAGAGCGCGCGGAGGAGGAAAGGAGGACAGAUCGGAGGAUGCUGCUGUGACACGCGGAGCUCCUCCACCUCGCAGACGGAGCGCGCGCGCACCGGGGGCUCCUCUUCCUCCUCUUCCGUGACUUUUCUCGUCCCUCCACCCCCUCCCCGCGGACGCCAUGCCGCCGGCCGCCUGCGCGCCCCGACUCCGGCCGCGCGGCGCCCUCCUCCCCUCGCUGCUGUGCCUCGCGCUGCUGUGGAGCGUCUCCGCAGGAGAUGAGGAACCUGCCACAGCUUCCACCUCCAUCCCACCUCCGGCGGCGCCACCAGGUGGUGCAGAGGAGGACUCCUCCAGAGGCAGAAGUUCCAGCGCAGCAGCCGCUUCAUCACACUCGGUUUUGCCCCAAAAACGGCGACUGGCGCCCCAGAAAGGGGACGUCCCCCCGUCUGCUCUGCCCCAGAAUCUGCUCCCUCUCCUGGGCAGAGGACUGACUGUUAGCUCCCUCCACGGGAGUCACGCUCCAGAGCUUCAGAAAAAGGAGGUGAAGCCGCCAGAAUCAGCUGCAGCGCCGGGCCAAGGCGGCCGCCCCACCCCUCCCACAGACUCCCAGCCGCCUCGCACACAGACUCCGCCCCUCGAGCUGGAGGCUGACAGCACCAUGGCGGGCUCCGUGCUGGACGGGGACGUCCUUUCAGCAGCUGCGUCCAGUUGUAUGCUGAACUUCAGCGAGCCGGAGGGUUUCAUCGACUCUGCAGACAACCCCCCCCUCCCCGACGGCGUCCUGCUGCACUGCACCUACACGGUGACGGUCUACACCGGCUACGGCGUGGAGCUGCAGGUGAAGAGCGUGAACCUGUCCGACAGCGAGCAGCUGUCCAUCAGAGGCGUGGACGAGCGGGGCGCCUCGCUGGUUCUGGCCAAUCACACGCUGCUGGUGGAGGGUCAGGUGAUCCGCAGCCCCACCAACACGCUGUCCGUUUACUACCGCUCGGCGGCGGACGGGAGCACGGGCCUGUUCCAGCUGCACUACCAGAUCUUCAGGCUGAGCUGCUCGCUCCCAAAGAGGCCUCACUUUGGGGAGGUGUCGGUUCUGGACCUGCUCCCCGGCGGCAUCGCCCGCUUCCACUGCCACAUGGGUUACCACCUGCAGGGGGCGCACCUGCUCACCUGCCUCAACGCCUCCCUACCGGCGUGGAGCGGCAAGGAGCCCACCUGCCGAGCUUUGUGCGGGGGCACCGUGAAGAACGCCACCAUAGGGAGGGUGUUGUCCCCCUCCCCCCACCACGGACCCAACGCCACGCUGGACCGGUCCUGCUCCUGGUCCCUGGAGGCGCCAAAAGACCAGAGGCUGCACCUCCACCUGGAGAGGCUGCUUCUGGGGCCCACCGACAGGCUGGUUCUGUGGAGCGGCCUGGACGCCGGCUCGGUGGUUCUGUUUGACUCGGCCCGUGGGGGGCAGAUCCCCUUCGAGGGGGUGAUCAGCGAGGGUCCGGCGGUGCGGAUCCAGUUCAUCACCGAUCAGCCCAAUCCCAACACUGGAUUCAACAUCCGCUAUGAAGCUUUCGAGCGCGGCCACUGCUACGAACCGUACCUGCAGAACGGGAACUUCACCACCACUGACCCUCUGUACGGGGUUGGAACUGUGGUCCAGUUCACCUGUGACCCGGGCCACUCUCUAGAACAGGGCCCCCCCGUCAUCGAGUGCAUCAGCGCCCGCGACCCGUACUGGAACGACACAGAACCCAUCUGCAAAGCCCAAUGUGGGGGGGACCUGACCGGACCUGGAGGUGUGAUUCUGUCCCCAAACUGGCCCGAGUGGUACGGAGAGGGGGAGGACUGCAGCUGGAGGGUUCAUGUGGAGGAGGACAAACGAGUCCUGCUGGAUGUUCAGCUGCUGAACAUCAGCGACAGCGACAUGCUGACCAUCACCGACGGCGACGAGGUCACCACUCGGAUCUUGGGCCGCUACGUCGGCGGCAGCAGCCCCUUUAAGCUCUCCUCCACCAGCCCGGACCUGACCAUCACCUUCCACUCCGACCCGGCGGGCCUGGUCUUUGGCAAAGGCGAGGGCUUCAUCAUCAACUACAUGGAGGUUUCCAGGAACGACUCCUGCCCGGACCUGCCCGAGAUCCAGAACGGCUGGAAGACCACGUCCCACGUGGCUCUGGUGCGAGGAGCUCGGAUCACCUACCAGUGCGACCCCGGUUACGACCUGGUGGGGCGGGAGACCCUGACCUGCCAGCUGGACCUGUCCUGGAGCUCGCAGCCGCCGUUCUGCGAAAAGAUCAUGUACUGUUCGGAUCCGGGUCACGUAGAACACGCCUCCAGGACGCUGUCCGACCCCAAACUGCUAGUGGGAACAACCAUUCAGUACAGCUGCAGCGCCGGGUUCAUCCUGCAGGGCGGCGCCACCAUCACCUGCUACGGCCGCGAGCCUGGCACCCCGGUGUGGACGUCUCGACUGCCCCACUGUGUUUCGGAGGACUCUGUCUCCUGCGAGAACCCGGGUCUUCCUGAAAACGGCUACCUGAUCCUGUCCAAGAAGCUGUACCUGCCGGGCGAGUCGCUCACCUUCGUCUGUUACCAAGGUUACGAGCUCAUAGGAGAGGUUGCAAUUAAAUGCAUCCUUGGGAGCCCGUCGUUCUGGAGCGGCCCGCUUCCUCUCUGCAGAGCCAACCAUGACUGCUUUGGCAACCAUGCUUUGGAAGUUGCAGAAGCAACAGCCGGGUCUCCUCUGGAUGGAGGAAAUGUAGCGCUGGCCAUCUUCAUCCUUGUCCUGCUGCUGUCUGUGCUGCUGGGAGGGGCUUACGUCUACGUCACGCGGUGCCGAUACCACUCCAACUUGAGGUUGCCUCUCAUCUAUCCCCAUCCUUACCGACAGAUCACUGUAGAAACAGAGUUCGACAACCCGCUGUACGAGACCGGAGGACAGGACACAAGAGAGUACGAAGUUUCAAUAUGAGAAGGACAUUCUGACCCGACGGACCCGCCCUGACCCUCCAUCUUCCCCACCUGCCCCGCUCCGGCCAGGAGGAGGCAAUGUAAAUACAAACGAUGAUGUCCUGCCCCUUCUGCUACGAGACGCAGACUCUGAUCCUGUUCGCCCUCCUGUGAUGUGAAAGCUUUUCUACACCUAAAUGGGAGAGAUUGAACAAAGAGGAUCCAGAGACGGACCAGAGAGGGGGUGAUGGGAGAUGAAAGAUGGACUGAAAAUACCCAAAGAUCAUCUGCUGACCGACAUGUGGUGCAGAAAGAGAAGUGAGAUGACACUGCUGGGGAGAGGGGGUUGGAUCCUUUAGAGGUUAAAAAAAAGACAAUUUUUGGAUCUAAUUCAGAAAGACAAACUGGUAAAAAAAAAACGAGAUUAGAGAGAUGUCAACGCAUUACCACAAGUGGCCACUUGG
Messenger RNA from Oryzias melastigma (Indian medaka), 3395 nucleotides. Its product is annotated as seizure 6-like protein. Gene Ontology annotation, biological process: synapse maturation. Gene Ontology annotation, cellular component: endoplasmic reticulum; neuronal cell body. The record is from RefSeq and is a predicted model, not a curated record. The coding region runs from base 170 to 2953 and encodes 927 amino acids. Lineage: Eukaryota; Metazoa; Chordata; Actinopteri; Beloniformes; Adrianichthyidae. The transcript is spliced from 17 exons.